GCAUCGCUGUACUCGUUCGCCCUGAAAUGCCUCAUCAGCCUGUCCACGCUCAUCCUGCUGGGCCUCGUGGUCCUCUACCACGCCCGCGAGAUCCAGCUCUUCAUGGUGGACAACGGGGCCGACGACUGGCGCAUCGCCAUGACGUGCGAGCGCGUGCUCCUCAUCUCGCUGGAGCUGGCGGUGUGCGCCAUCCACCCGGUGCCCGGCCACUACCGCUUCACGUGGACGGCGCGGCUGGCCUUCACGUACGCGCCGUCGGUGGCCGAGGCCGACGUGGACGUGCUGCUGUCCAUCCCCAUGUUCCUGCGCCUCUACCUGCUCGGCCGCGUCAUGCUCCUGCACAGCCGCAUCUUCACCGACGCGUCGAGCCGCAGCAUCGGGGCCCUCAACAAGAUCACCUUCAACACGCGCUUCGUCAUGAAGACGCUCAUGACCAUCUGCCCGGGCACCGUGCUGCUGGUGUUCAGCAUCUCCUCCUGGGUCAUCGCCGCCUGGACCGUGCGCGUCUGCGAGAG
Messenger RNA from Carlito syrichta (Philippine tarsier), 515 nucleotides. RefSeq names its product small conductance calcium-activated potassium channel protein 1. Gene Ontology annotation, cellular component: neuronal cell body; neuron projection; plasma membrane. NCBI's taxonomy places the organism in Eukaryota, Metazoa, Chordata, Mammalia, Primates, Tarsiidae. The record is from RefSeq and is a predicted model, not a curated record. The transcript has 2 exons. The annotation marks the transcript as partial. Gene Ontology annotation, biological process: potassium ion transmembrane transport. Gene Ontology annotation, molecular function: small conductance calcium-activated potassium channel activity; calmodulin binding.